AUGAAAUUUUAUAGUACUUUUGUUAUUUGUUUUAUUAUUUUAAAAGUAUGUUUAAGUAAAAACAUAAAUUUAAACGAUGAAGGGAAAAAGAAACAAAGCGGCAUAAUAAAUGAAAAUGAGGAUGGAAAAAAUAAUAAAAGUAAUAAUAAUAAAAAAGUUCAACAUAAUAAAAUUAAUCGUAAAGGAAAUAAUAGUGUAACUAAAAAAACGGAUGAACAUAAAAAUGAUGGUGAUGCGGAAAAUAAAAAAAAUGGUGAACAUAAAAAUGAUGGUGAUGGGAAAAAUAAAAAAAAUGGUGAACAUAAAAAUGAUGGUGAUGGGAAAAAUAAAAAAAUGGAUGAACAUUUGUAUGAUAUUGAUGGGGAAAAUAAAAAAAAUGGUGAACAUUUGUAUGAUGUUGAUGGGGAAAAUAAAAAAAAUGGUGAACAUUUGUAUGAUAUUGAUGGGGAAAAUAAAAAAAAUGGUGAACAUUUGUAUGAUAUUGAUGGGGAAAAUAAAAAAACGGAUGAACAUUUGUAUGAUGUUGAUGGGGGAAAAAAUAAUAUUCUUGAAUAUAAUAACAUUGAUCAACAUAAUGAAUUUCCAGAAAGCUUAGAAAACGAUAAUUCUUAUGAUAAACUUUUCGAUGAUGUUGAAUUAAGGGAUAUUAUUCAUAACGAGAAAUUUUUUGAGAAUUUAAAAAAUGUGAAUAAUAACGAUGUACAUAAUUUUUUAUUAGUCGAUAAAGAAAUGGAAAGAAGAAAGGAAGAGGAGAAAAAAAAGAGUAGAAAAUUAGAAGAGGACGAGGAAGACGAUGAAGAUGAAGAGGAAGACAAUGAUGAGAAAUGGAAAGAAGAAAAUAAAAAUAAUAGUAGUAGUAGUAGUAGUAGUAGUAGUAAUAAUUUUAAUAAAAAUUAUGAUAUUUAUGAUAAUAGAGAUCUUUAUAAUUAUGACAAUCUUGUGGAUAUUACACAAGAAGAACAUAUAAAUGUCCCUAAUAUAAACGAUGAAAUUAAUGAAGGGCGUAAACAUGAUAAGGAAGAUUUUUUAAUAUUUGAGAAAAGAUUAAAUGAAGCUGAAGAUAGAAAUGAUUCGAGUGAUGGGGAUAAUAAAAUGGAAGAUUUAAUAAAUAACCAUUUUGACGAUUCAGGUGAUAAUGGAUCUUAUGAAAAUAUUCAAGUAAAAAAAGAAUUAUAUAAUAAAAAUGAAAAGAUUAUAAAAGGGAGAGAUAAUAAUCUGAAUGAUGGAGAUAUUCAUAUGAAUAAAAAUAAUACAAGUAAUAAAUUGAAUAAUAAUAAUAAUAAUAAUAAUAAUGACAAUAAUAUGAAUAGUGAGAUGAAAUAUAAAACAUUUAAAGAAGAGUACGAAGAACAAAUAUUAAGUAAACCAGAAUCGAUAAAAUAUUUUUUUGAAGUAAUAACAGAAAUAUUAAUAGUAAUAAGAUUAGGUUUAAUAUAUAGAUAUACGAAUUUUUUAAUACCUUUUAAGAAUUUUCUUAUUUCAAAAACUUUAGAAAAUGUCGAAAUGGUAUGUGUUACAUUUUUAUCUAUACAUAAAUUUGGUAGAGAAAAAUAUCCUGAUAUAUAUGGUUUUUUUUUGAUAAUCCUAAUUUUGUAUAUAUUAAAAUAUGUGUUUAAAAAAAUGAUGUAUAAAUUAUAUUAUAAUAAAUAUGGUAUGGGUAAGAAAUAUUCUUUGAAAAAUCAAGAAAGUGAAAAUAUGUACAUGCAGAAUUUAUUAAAAAGGAUUUUGUAUAAUGUAGAAAAAAAGAAGGUCUUAUCUAACUAUGAAAGUAUAUUACAAGAUAUAUUAGAAAACACAGAUAACUUAUUAGUAAAUAGUAAUAUAAUAAAUAAAGAAAAUAAAAAUAUUUAUACAGAUAUGAUAUCGAAUAUUAAUAAUAUAGGAGUCUUUACAUAUAUAUCUACACAAGCAUUAAAAAAAAUUAAUCAUAAAUCGGAUUUAAUAAUUAAUGAAUUAACAACCAAUGGUUUUAUUGAUGAAGAUACAAGUAACAAAAUGGAUAAACUCAAAAACUUCGCUUCCAUAAAUGAAUAUCCUUAUGUAGAUAUUAAAAAGUUUAAAGAUAAUCUCGUCAACGAAUAUGAUGAGCACUUUAUAUUAAACGAUAAAAUGAGAUACAGUGGAUUUCAUAGUAUGGAAAAUGACAAGAGUCCUCCGAAUGAUAAGUAUAACAUGGAUAGUUAUAAUAUGGAUAGUUAUAAUAUGGAAAACAUGAACAUGGAAAACAUGAACAUGGAUAAUAUGAACAUGGAAAACAUGAACAUGGAUAAUAGCAACAUGGAUAAUAGCAACAUGGAUAAUAUGAACAUGGAUAAUAGCAACAUGGAUAAUAGCCACGUGGAUAUGAAUAACAUGAAUAAUAAUAACAUGAAUAAUAAUAACAUGGGUGUACAUAUAAAUAUGAAUAACAAUUAUUUAUCUAAUAAAUAUAAACACAAUUCUGCAUAUGAUGAAAAUAACGUGCAGGACUUUUUACAGAAAUCAAAAAAGCAAGAUUAUGGACAUGUAACGAAUACACUGAAAGAUGGGAAGCAAAUGAUUUAUAAUAACAUGGAUCCGAAUAAUAAAAAAGAUGAUAAUUAUUUUAAGAAAAUGAUGAGAGAUUCAGACUUAUCAAAUUAUAACGGAAGGAAAAGUAUGUAUUUAAAUGAAUCAUUAGAAGAUGACAUGAAAAAUAAUGAUUAUGAUAAUAAGAUUAAUAAUAAAAAUUUUGAUUAUGCAAAUAAUAAUAGCACAUAUAUUGUAGAAGGUAAAGAAAUUCAACAAGGUGAAAAAAAUAAAACAAAUGAUAUGGAUGAAAAAAAAAAAGAUGAAUCCUUUAUUCAUUAUGACAAUAAAAAAAUAAUAAAUAAUUUAAACCCCUUCUCCCCUUUGAAUGAUUAUAAUAAUAUUUCUAAUAAUAAAAAGAAUACCAUAAACGAAGAACAAAAUAAUAAUGUAAAUGAAUCUGAUGUUAUAACAUACAUAGCAAAUUCUUAUAUAAAUAAACCACCUAGUAAUAUAAAUAGAUUUAGUCAAACUUCUAUUUAUAAUACACAUAAUAAGGUAACCAACCCCUUAUUAAAUACACAAAGAAAUGUACCAAAAGAAGUAACACAACGUAAAAACACGGAAGCAUCUGUAAAUAAUAAUGUCGAAGAAAAUUAUCUGAGAAACAAGGUUACGAACCAUGAUACGGAACAAAGCGUGGAGAACAAAUUGGAUGAAGACAAGUUAAAGAUGAGUACUCACAUGGUAAAUAAUAUAUUUGAAGGUACAAAGGAAUAUAUAAAAACAAAUGAAGAUAUGAAUAAUAUAAGUAAAGCAGGUGAUCCCUUUUUGCAUAAUCAAGAAGGGUCUUUUUCUUAUGCGCCACCCCCUUAUCAAGGUGUAGAGAACUCCAGUAAUAAAAACCAAAAGUAUCUGACCCAACGAAAGGAACGACAACAAAUUGUUGCUACUAAAUCUCCAUUUAAUUAA
Messenger RNA from Plasmodium falciparum 3D7, 3459 nucleotides. RefSeq names its product putative secreted ookinete protein (gene PSOP24). NCBI's taxonomy places the organism in Eukaryota, Apicomplexa, Aconoidasida, Haemosporida, Plasmodiidae. The record is from RefSeq and is a predicted model, not a curated record.